Pistacia vera is the source of this 828-nucleotide messenger RNA. Its product is annotated as pentatricopeptide repeat-containing protein At1g63400-like. The record is from RefSeq and is a predicted model, not a curated record. Lineage: Eukaryota; Viridiplantae; Streptophyta; Magnoliopsida; Sapindales; Anacardiaceae. Gene Ontology annotation, molecular function: protein binding. The transcript has 3 exons. The coding region runs from base 1 to 828 and encodes 275 amino acids.
AUGAAGACCAAGGGCAUUAAACCAGAUAUGGUUACUUAUAGCUCUGUAAUUCAUGGUUUGCGUUGUAGAUGUAAUUUGGAGGAGGCUAAAACUUUGUUUAUGGAGAUGUUGGAUGAAGGUGUACAGCCUGAUGUGGUGACAUUUAGAGUUGUAAUGGAUGAACUUUGUAAGAUUGGAAAGAUGAACGAAGCCAAUGGGUUGCUCCAACUGAUGAUUUAUAGAGGUGUUCAUCCAGACAUAUGUACUUAUAACACAAUUUUGAGUGGCUAUUGCUUGGCAGGUAGAACUGACGAUGCAAGGGAGCUAUUUGUCUCUGUGGUGAGUAAGGGGUGUAAGCCUAAUGCUGUUAGCUACAAUAUGUUGAUGGAUGGUUUAUGCGUGGCAAAUAAAAUUGAUGAUGCUAAGCAGUUGUUUGAAUCAAUGACGAUUGGACAUGCACGGAAACUAUUUGGUGAGAUGCAACUCAAUAAUGUUACACUCAAUUUCAUUACUUACAAUAUUCUUAUUGAUGGCCUCUGCAAAAAUGGUUGUAUGUUGGAGGCUGUUGAACUAUUUCAUACUUUAGGAAAUGGAAACUUUCAACUUGACAUCCAAUCAUCAAUUGUCUCAUUGAUGGAUUGCACAAAGCAGGGAGACUCGAGAUUGCAAAAUCAAGACUUGGUUCCAAGUGUUGUGACGUAUAACAUUAUGUUGGAUGAGCUUUGUAAAGAAGGGCGCUUAGAAAAGAUGCCAAAGUACAUGUCUUCUAUGACAAGUAAAGCUUCUUCUCGCUCAACAACAAAGCAAAGCAGUAAAGUUGCUACAUCUAUAGAGGGGAAUGCAACUUGA